This is a messenger RNA of Saccostrea cuccullata (small rock oyster), 3891 nucleotides long. Its product is annotated as carcinoembryonic antigen-related cell adhesion molecule 5-like. Gene Ontology annotation, molecular function: protein binding. NCBI's taxonomy places the organism in Eukaryota, Metazoa, Mollusca, Bivalvia, Ostreida, Ostreidae. The record is from RefSeq and is a predicted model, not a curated record. The coding region runs from base 190 to 2862 and encodes 890 amino acids. The transcript has 12 exons.
CUUUUUAAUUCUCUUCCCCUUUGUGACUCUGUGUUGACACCGUAAUUAUUUUACAAGAUAAGGAGGAAGGAAGUUUCAUUGUCAUAAAAUUUUGAACCAUUGUCAGAAAGUUAAUGUGUACUGGGGUCAACCCAAAACGUAAUGCUGUAGAUAAUUUUCAGUUUGUUAUGAUGCCUUAAGUAUAUACACAUGGCUGAAUUCAUGCUUCUAUGCCUAGUACUUGCUGGAUCCUUAUGCUUUGUUCAAGGACAAACGUUUGAAAUAUCCACAAAAUUUAUGAAUGGAAAUCUGAUAUUCACAUGGAGCACUGUAUCAACAACCAGCAAUGAUAUAACAAUCAUUAAGGAUUCUCAACCCAGUGGUUGGAUAUCGGUUAAUGAUGACCAGUACACAGUGGAAGAUGUUACACUAUACAAAAGCGUAACUAUCAUGGUACGGGAGUACACACAGCCAAAGUAUGAAGACUACAGCAAGACAUUCAACGUUAAUACACAAGAGUCUAAGAUUGGAGAAUCAAGAAAUAUUUCAUGGACUGCAGAUUAUUUUCCCAAAACUGGACUUUACCUCAUUUUUCAUGCAUAUAACGGUUCGGUAACACAGAUAAUGCAGAUAGGGGAUAGUGACCCGUCAACUGAAAAGUAUGUUUAUCACACCCGACCCCUUGAUUCUGUUGAUAUACAGUUUGAGGUGAAGAAUAUAGCGCUGCAAGAUGCCGGAUAUUACCUAGGAGGUACCUCGGAGGCGGAUGCUUGGUCGAAAGAUGGAGGAACUGUACUUCUUGUAUCUGGGAUACCAGUUAAGCCUAUUAUAUCUGGAAAUCUAAACAUUCAAGUUAGAAGAUAUGCCGACCUGAAAUGUGAAAGUAGAUCUACGUCUGCCCCGUCCUAUUACAAGAAGUUUCCGCCAUUAACGUAUUCAUGGUUUGUCAACAACACCAGGAUAAAUGGGGAGGUUAGAGAGACCUACAGCUUUACUGUCACCAAAGAUGUUAAAUACAACAGAUACAUUUGUCAGGCAAAGGAAACCCUAGAAUCAGAGAGAAGUGAGGAAAUUCAGAUUAAUCCUUUAUAUGGUCCAGAAACUGUACUUGUAACCCCCGUGCCACCAACUGACGGACAAAGUGUUCAUGACGGGGAAACAUUUGGUCCAUACACCUGUUCAGCUGACUGUAACCCACCUUGUAACGUGCAGUGGAAACUCAGAGAUCCCUCAGGGGGUUUUAGAGACGUUACACCACUUGGGCCGUCUUCAGUUACUGUACCAGAGCUAACAGCGAAUAGAAAUAGUAUGGCAUUGAUUCGAUGUGUAGUAAACGGCACCGAAGGCAAAGAAACAUCAUCCAUCAAACUGAACAUACAGUAUUUAUCGGAUCCAAAGGUAUAUAUUAAUGGCAUUCUUAAAAAUUCCCUAACCCUUGAUGAAGGAUCUCCUCUACUUUUGGCAUGUAACAUGGAGGGAAAUCCGAUUCCAGAUACCAUCCUAAAAGAAGUCACUGGUAACAAGAUCUUGGUGCAACGUACUAGUACCUGGAUAAACCACACACUGAGAAGGGAAGCAGUGUGCUCUGACACAAGCACCUACAGCUGCGAGGGAAGCUCUUCAGAGUUUGAAAGAAAAAAUCAAUCAUUCCUUAUCAAUGUUCUUUGCGACCCUCGCAUUGAUUUGACAACUGUAGUCAAAACCAACUAUGGCUCAAUGAGUGGCCCGGAUGUUAAUGUUCCUGUGGAUGUGCCAGUGGUUGCAAAUCCCCCAAUAUCUUUAACAGAGAUCACGUGGUCAGGUCCGUCAGCGACGUCUAUAUCGACCGAUGUAGAUUUACAAAGAGAUACCUUAAUAUACAAACAAAUGAUCAGAAGCAGUAUUCCCAUUCCUGAUCAGAGAGCAUUCGGAAACUACUCACUGAUGUACAAAGAAAAAAAGAUCAUUGAGAUUACAAUUAAUGCCGAAGAUAAACCUCAGCCACCUUUAAACUUCACCGGAUAUUCCUACGCCUCUGGCUACGUCAAUCUUACUUGGAUAUCAAACUUUAAUGGCGGACCAGACCAAGUCUUUACCUUGUAUGGUAAGGAGGGGUCCAACUGGAGAGUUAUCAAAAAUUUAACAGACCCGGGGGAAGGAGAAGUUGGAUUCUUUGACCCUGGACUGUUAAAAACAGGACAAGAAUACUGGUUCCGGUUGGAGAGUUGUAACAGAAUCAGCUGUUCCUCAAAGCCUGCUGAAGUAAAGGUCACAGUGCGAGCUUUAUCCAGCCCUUCGGCUCAGUCAGAUGAUACGACAAUUGUGAUUGGUGCUUCUGUGGCUAUUUUUGUCAUCAUUGUUGUCCUGGCUAUAAUAGUCGCCAUGUUUUUACUAAAAAAGAAAUCAGCCGAGCAAAUAGAGAAAAACGAAAAACGAUUGAGUAAACCCGCAGAACCAGACAAUACUCAACCGGAUGUCGUGUACGCUGCUGUUGACAAGAGUCUCCUGAUGAAAAACAAACAACAGGCUGACGUAGUGAAGAGUGACGUCAUCAAGGAUACAAAUGAUGAACGCGAAAACCUGUACUCUAACACAGAGGAUGCCAAAUUACUAACCAAUUCAAACCCAAAGAAAGAAAACAGAAAGAAAAAGAAAAAGGAAGAGAAGACGUCACGGCAGGAGGACGAGGAGGAAGAGGGGGCGACGUACGGAAACGUGGACACCAGGACGGUGAAUCAGGAUGGACUAAUAUACAUCGAUGUUGAUUUUGCAAAUAAGCCCCCUAGUUCAGACACAAAAGGGAGACCAGUCAUACAUGGAGAAGAAGAGAGAACGGAGUACACGUUCAUGGAUUUCUCCAAGAAAGCGCCACCUAUGCAGGAAGAAGAAGAUAAAGAAAAUUGAUAGAGAUUCAUUUUUGAUACUCAAUUUUUUACAAACAUACGGUAUAAAAGUAUUUUUUUUUUAUCUAAAUGAAAUUAUUCAAUUUUUUAAAAUGUCGGUAUUUUUUUAAAUAAAGAAGACCUAUAUGUUGUUAUUAAAAUUUCUCCUGGAAGAUUAUUAUCAAGUUCAUAAAUUUAAACAUGUUUGUCAUAUCCAACAACAACGAUUUGUUCACUUAGACCUACCCUAUUAGUAAAGCAGAGACCUGUCAUCGAUAGUACAUUUAAUAUUCCAUACUUUAAGUAUCUACUUAAAAAAAAUGUUAUGUCAUAAGUAAUUGAAAAUCUAACACAAAGACUUCAGUCAUUAAUUCGAUUCAACUAUUCUAUAUGAGACUUACUAACAAGUAACUGUUUUACAUAGAAGCACUGUCUGGAUCAUCAAUCAAUUUUAUAAUUCUUUAUUCCUUUGAAUCUUUUUUCAUAUCAUUCUUAAUCAUAUCAUUUUGUUAUAGAUAUGUCUAUGUGUUUUAUUUCAACUAAUAAUAAUCAAAGUGUCUUCCCUUUCACGUCAUUGAUAUUUUUUAAAGCUGUGUUUACAUCAAUCAUUUCUUCAAAUUGCAUAAAUUUAUACCAAUGUGUGUGUUUUAUGAGAGAGUGAGUGAGAGAGAGAGAGAGAGAGAGAGAGAGAGAGAGAGAGAGAGAGAGAGAGAGAGAGAGAGAGAGAGAGAGAGAGAGAGAGAGAGAGAGAGAGAGAGAGAGAGAGAGAGAGAGAGAGAGAGAGAGAGAGAGAGAGAGAGUUGUGAGUCAUUGAUUAUUUUGUUGCAAAAGCAGCAUGGACAUUUAUCAUUUCGAGAGAAAGAGAAAGAAACCUUCCCUUAUGUUUGAAUGUUCUAAGCUAUUUCUUUCACAGAUUAAACCAUAUAUUUGUUUUAUCAUUUUUAUAAUUUUAAAGAGGAAUUCUAUGAGGAUUUUUUUGUAUUGUACAUGUUCCUUGUUGAAAGAGAAUAAUGUUCAUAUCACAAACAAAUAUACUGUUUAUCAUAAAGUU